UGCCGAGUCAACGGGCGGAGCUAAGUUUAUCGUGAUUCAUGCUGUCUCGCGAGCACCGAAAGUGGAGCCCCACGUAACAAGAUGACCCGCAGUUGCUCAGCAGUGGGCUGCAGCACCCGGGACACCGUGCUGAGCCGGGAGCGCGGCCUCUCCUUCCACCAAUUUCCAACUGAUACCAUACAGCGCUCAAAAUGGAUCAGGGCUGUUAAUCGUGUGGACCCCAGAAGCAAAAAGAUUUGGAUCCCAGGACCAGGUGCUAUACUAUGUUCCAAACAUUUUCAAGAAAGUGACUUUGAGUCAUAUGGUAUAAGAAGAAAGCUGAAAAAAGGAGCUGUGCCUUCUGUUUCUCUCUACAAGGUUCUUCAAGGUGUACAUCUUAAAGGUAAAGCAAAACAGAAAAUCCUUCAACAGCCACUUCCUGAUAACUCCCAAGAGGUUGCUGCUGAAGACCAUAACUACAGUUUGAAGAGACCUUUGACAAUAGGUACAGAGAAAUUGGCCGAGGUGCAACAGAUGCUACAGGUGUCCAAAAAAAGACUUGUUUCUGUAAAAAACUACAGGAUGAUCAAAAAGAGAAAGGAUUUACGAUUAAUUGAUACACUUGUAGAAGAGAAGCUACUUUCUGAAGAAACAGAGUGUCUGCUAAGAGCACAAUUUUCAGAUUUUAAGUGGGAGUUGUAUAACUGGAGAGAGACUGCUGACUACUCCACAGAGAUGAAACAGUUUGCGUGCACACUCUACUUGUGCAGUAGCAAAGUCUAUGAUUAUGUAAGAAAGAUUCUUAAGCUGCCUCACUCUUCCAUUCUCAGAACAUGGUUAUCCAAAUGCACACCCAGUCCAGGUUUCAAUAGCCACAUUUUUUCUUUUCUUCAACAAAGAGUAGAGAAUGGACACCAGCAAUAUCAGUAUUGUUCACUGAUAAUAAAAGGAAUAUCUCUCAAGCAACAACUUCAGUGGGACCCCAGCAAUCACCAUUUGCAAGGCUUUAUGGACUUUGGUCUUGGCAAACUUGAUGCUGAUGAAAUGCCCCUUGCCUCAGAAACUAUUUUGUUAAUGGCAGUGGGUAUUUCUGGUCACUGGAGAACACCUCUUGGUUAUUUUUUUGUAAAUAGGGAAUCUGGGUAUUUGCAGGCUCAACUGCUUCGUCUAACUAUUGGUAAACUGAGUGACAUAGGGAUCACAGUUCUGGCCGUGACAUCUGAUGCGACAGCUCACAGUGUUCAGAUGGCAAAAGCACUGGGCAUACAUAUUGAUGGAGACAACAUGAAAUAUACAUUUCAGCAUCCUUCAUCUUCUAGUCAGCAGAUCGCAUACUUUUUUGAUUCUUGCCACUUGCUUAGAUUAAUAAGAAAUGCAUUUCAGGAUUUUCAAAGCAUUCAGUUUAUUAAUGGCACCGCACAUUGGCAGCACCUUGUGGACUUGGUAGCUCUAGAGGAGCAGGAAUUGUCAAAUUUGGAAAAAAUCCCAAGAAAACUUGCAGAUUUGAAAAACCAUGUAUUGAAAAUUAAUUAUGCUGCCCAACUCUUCAGUGAGAGCGUGGCCAGUGCAUUAGAAUGUUUGCUCUCCUUAGGCCUCCCUCCUUUUCAAAACUGCAUUGGUACCAUCCAUUUUUUACGCUUAAUUAACAAUCUGUUUGACAUUUUUAAUAGUAGGAACUGUUAUGGAAAGGGACUUAAAGGACCUCUAUUACCUGAAACUUAUAGUAAAAUUAACCACGUUUUAAUUGAAGCCAAAACUGUUUUUGUUACAUUGUCUGACACUAGCAAUAAUCAAAUAAUUAAAGGUAAGCGAAAACUAGGAUUCCUGGGAUUUUUGCUCAAUGCUGAGAGCUUAAAAUGGCUCUACCACAACUAUGUUUUUCCAAAGGUCAUGCCCUUUCCUUAUCUUCUGACUUACAAAUUUAGUCAAGACCAUCUAGAAUUAUUCCUAAAAAUGGUAUUAGUAACCAGUUCUAAUCCUACCUGCAUGGCAUUCCAGAAAGCUUACCAUAAUUCGGAGACCAGAUACAGAUUGCAAGAUGAAGCUUUUCUACAUGAAGUAAGCAUCCUUGACAUUUCAGUUGAUCGAAGGACAGACAUGGCCCUUUGGACAGUUCAGAGCCAGUAUGGCAUCAGUAUUAUGAAGACACUUUUUCACAAAGAGGAUAUUUACCUAGACUGGUCUACUGGUUCGCUAAGUGAGGCACUACUAGAUCUCUCAGAUCACAUGCGAAACCUCACCCGUUGCGCUGCUUAUAUUGCAGAUAGACUCUCAGCUCUUGUACCUUGUGAAGAAUGCAUCAGUGCACUGUAUGCGUCAGAUCUCAGAGCCUGUAAAAUUGGGUCAUUGUUAUGUGUUAAAAAGAAGAAUGGUUUGCAUUUCCCGUCUGAAAGUCUGUGUCAAGUAAUAAAUAUUUGUGAGCGGGUUGUAAGAACUCAUUCAAAAUUGGCAGAUUUUGAAUUACUUCCUAAAAGGGAAGAAUUAUAUCUUCAACAGAAAAUCUUAUGUGAACUUUCUGGGCAUAUAUACCUCUUUGUAGAUUUAGAUGAGCAUCUCUUUGAUGGAGAAGUAUGUGCCAUCAAUCACUUUGUAAAGUUACUGAAGGAGAUUAUAAUCUGUUUCUUAAAGGUCAGAGCUAAAGGUAUAUCUCAGUGCCCUUUAAGACAGUACUCAGUAAGAAAUGAAAUAAAAACUUUGUCAAGGAUACACUGGUCAUCUUUACAGGAUUACAAAUGUUCAAGUUUUGUUAAUACCAACAAAUUCAGACAUCUGCUAAGUAAUGAUGGCUAUCCAUUCAUAUGAGGGACCUAACUAUAUUAAAUUUUUAAUUAAAAAAUAAGUGGUUAGUAUGUAACAUGCAGCUCACCAUAUUUUAUAAAUUGACCAUUCAGCACAAUG
Messenger RNA from Condylura cristata (star-nosed mole), 2877 nucleotides. It is a transcript of the gene THAP9, whose product is annotated as THAP domain containing 9. The record is from RefSeq and is a predicted model, not a curated record. NCBI's taxonomy places the organism in Eukaryota, Metazoa, Chordata, Mammalia, Eulipotyphla, Talpidae. The transcript has 5 exons. Bases 82 to 2781 code for a protein of 899 amino acids.